Messenger RNA from Prunus dulcis (almond), 3082 nucleotides. Its product is annotated as protein MLN51 homolog. The transcript is spliced from 12 exons. Gene Ontology annotation, molecular function: mRNA binding. Lineage: Eukaryota; Viridiplantae; Streptophyta; Magnoliopsida; Rosales; Rosaceae. Gene Ontology annotation, biological process: mRNA processing. The record is from RefSeq and is a predicted model, not a curated record. Gene Ontology annotation, cellular component: exon-exon junction complex. The coding region runs from base 435 to 2507 and encodes 690 amino acids.
CCUGAGCAACUAAUUCAUUGUCUCAGAUAUUUCCGGAAUUAUUUUGCUUAUCGAAAUCUUUAACUCCUCCCCAAGUCUUUCCUCUUUCAAUUUCUGACGGCAUCAUCCAAAAUCCCCAAAAUCUCUCUCUAGGGUUUUCACGAGUAAUAUCCCUAUCCCGAAUAAAAGCCCCUAGUUUAUGUUCAAUUUGAGCUCCUAGGGUUUCAGCUUUGCCAGAAUGUACAUAUUUGGCGUUUGAUUCCCGCAAAUUUUUGGGUUUUACGGGUUUCGAUUGAGGGCUUUUGUCUUUAUUUGGUCGAAUUCGUGUUUAGCUUUGGAGGAAGUUUGGGUUUUAUCUGAGUGAAGUUUGAAUUUUUUUUCAAGGGCUUUUUGAGAUUUUAUUGGAUUGCAGGAGCUUGGGGAUUUAGGGUUUUUGUUGUGUUGGAGUUGAAUUGAUGGCUUCGGUGGGUGAGGAAGAUGUGGACUAUGAGAGUGAUCCAGAGGAAGCAAAGCGAUCUCUGGCGAUGCGGAGGAGAGCAGCGGCGAGCGAUGAUGAGGAAGGUGAAGGAGAGGUGAGAGAGAAGCCGGGGGAGGAUCCGAGGGCUGGGAUUCACUCCGAUGAAUCAGACGACCAGGGUGGGGCUGCUGAGUACGAUGAUGAGGAAGAAGAAUUAGGCCUAGAAGAGGAAGAAGAGAUUGAUGAAGAAGAAGAGGGUGAAGAUGAAGUUUUGGAACGGGAGGACUUGGAAGGCGAUCAGGAGAGAGGCCGUGAAGGUGAGACGGGUGGAAGGAUUGAGGUUUUGGCAGUGAAGGAAUCGGACGGUGAUGGGCGGAGGUCUGUGGAAGAGUCCAUCGAUGAGAAUGCAGAAACUCAAGCGGCAGAAGAGGAGGAGAAGAAGGAGAACGAGCCAUUUGCAGUGCCCACAGCUGGGGCUUUUUAUAUGCAUGAUGACCGCUUCAGGGACAAUGCUGUUGGUCGGCACAGACGAACACAUGGUGGAAGGAAGUUGUGGGAGUCCAAAGAUGAAAGGAAAUGGGGGCAUGAUAAGUUUGAGGAGAUAACUUUGCAUGAAAGGCACAACGAAGAGGGAAAGAAACCUUCUAAGGGUCCUCAUGUAGGUCGUGGAAGAAACCUAGGUGUUGAUCGUGGGUUUACCAGAGGCAACAGGUCUAAAGAAUUUGACAAUAAUAAUCAGAGACAGGUACCCAAGGGUGUGAGAGGGAGAGGGCCCAGAAGGUAUGUACCUACUUUCAGGAAGAACAGACAGACACCCCCAACACAAAGCAAACAAUCUGGAAAGCCUGUUGAGAAAAACAUGCAAACAAAUUCAGAACGAACAUUUACUUCCACAUCAAAUGCAGAAUCUGCCCCGGUUCCUGCUAGGAAAAAUGUCUUUGCAUCAAGCUUGAAUUACUUUUCUCCUCCUUUUUACCCAUCAGGCUCUUCCAGUUCCAAUAAAGACAUCACUCUGACCCAAAAACGGGAUGUACAGGCUGGGAGUGGUAAGAGGAAUGUUCGGUCAUCUGUAGUGCAGGACAGUUUCCAUGUUCCGCAAACCAAUCCGCUGCUGCGAGGGAAGAAUAUAGCUGAAUCUGUUGGUGUGGACAAGCUUUAUAUUGAUGACUCCGUCAAUCCAUCUGGGAAGACGUUGACCAACUUACAAAUGCCAUCUUCUGGGUCAUCAUUUGCCAAUACUACUCAAGCUCCUCAGUCCAGGGUUCAAGGAAGGAGUGUUAUUCCAGGACAGAUGAGCUAUCAACCUGCCGUGUCUCAAAAUCAAAUGACAAGAGCUUCUCAGUCAACAACGCAUCACCAUGCAGUUCAUCGCAAUCCCGUUCAAAGUCGAUCUCAAUUGGCUGUACAAGCAUCUGCUCAGCAGUUGGGACAGCGUCCUGGAAGUGGAUCUGGAACUUCCUCUCCGCCCAAAACAACUAUGUCACCAAACUCCUUUGAAUCUGGAGAAGUUGAAUCACCUUCAGAUUCAAGUAAAUCUAAAGGUGCCCUGAUUGCAAAGGGAAAAGGCAGUGUUCAAGGUAGUGGAAGGGGCACUCUUACUUAUGGUGGAGCUCAGGUUAUGGGAUCCACUCAUGGAGAUCAGAAUUUUCCUGCAACUCCAGCCUUUUUGCCUGUUAUGCAAUUUGGGGGCCAGCAUCCUGGGGGUAUGGGAGUUCCUGCUGUUGGCAUGGCAUUCCCUGGAUACGUUGCUCAGCCACAACUUGGUUUAGGAAAUCCUGAAAUGACAUGGUUGCCUGUGUUGGCGGGUGCUGCGGGAGCAUUGGGGGCAACAUAUUGUCCACCCUAUAUCUCUGUUGAUGGUUCUUAUCAUUCUCGCCCAUCGGGACAAACGUCUUCUGUGGGUUCCUUAAGCAAAGAGAAUAACGCAACUAAAACCAAUAACGAAUGGAAGCCUUCACAAAAGCCUGAAAUUGUGGGCGAUGAGUAUGGGCAGCGACAAAAUAAGCCUCGUAGGUAUUCACAGAUGAACGUGGCCAGUGAAGUACUUCAAAAUAAUACUGAGCUUGUUUGAAUAAGUUGAUAAAGGCCUUCGACUAAGCCCUUUGUGAUCUUCAGCCUAUGUUAUGGAGCACUUUGGGCCGAUGUGUUCAAAGAUAUUUUAGUUAUGAAUGACAAACACCUGCUCAUGCUGCUCUCACUUUAAGAUCAAUAUUGUGGCUUGACGGGUGGCAGUUCCUUGUUUAAAUGUUCGGUUUUCUUGUGGUUUGCUUCUUCAUUGAAAAGCUUGUGAGAAACGUAGACGGGCUUCCUCAUAAACUACUAGAUAAAGAAAAUUGAAAAAAAAAAAAGUACAAGACUUAUCGUGCAGCGGCAGUGUUUCUCGGUGGGGUUUUUAGAAGUGUUCUUUUAUUUCUAUACAUGGGAUUUUUUAUAUUUACAUUGUUAAGUUGACCUUGGUAGUUUUUCCUGGCUUUGAGGGGUACUUUCCUCUUGUAUUGGGCUUUCCUUUGUUUAGUUGAGGAAUUGCUACCUGCAUGAAUAUUGAAAGCUAGAGUUUUCUCUUGAUCAUUGAACUACCAAUGCUGUAUUCAGUGUUGCUAUGAUGGGUGAAUUAAUCAUAUGUUUAAUUAAUCAGUUUUCUUUGUA